AGUAUCUGAAAUAAAAUAUUUAUUGUAAAGCUUAUUGUUAACAUACUAGUAUUUUAGGACAUCACUAGUCGGUGUCGACAUCACUAGUCGAUUCGUCAUUUUCGAUAUGAACGUUUUGUAAGAAAGAGAGAAAAGCAACAAAAUUGUAUGUUUUUUUCUCUUGCUCCAAAUAUGAUAGCGCUAUUAUUGAAUUGAACAUAACUAAAAUGUCAAAGCUGAUUUUGAGGUUAAGUUAUUGUAAAUGUAAAUAAACACCAAAAAGUUUUAUUUUGUUAACUUAAAAUAAAAGAAUAAUGGCUGGACGAGGCAGAGGACGGGGCAGCACACUCUCCUUGACUCAUGAACAACUUCAAGCUCUUGGAAUAGCUCGAGGAGACAAUGCAGCGCCGACUCUUGCACCACCGCCUUUAUUUCCCAAACUUGAAACAAAACCAUUACCCCUGAACUGUGACGCCGCUACAGACUACAUGCUCAUUGUGAAAGAACAAUUCAUAGAAUAUUUACACGAAUCUCCAGCGUAUGUAAAAGCAAAAACUGUGACGGACGGUGUAGAGCGGUAUUCUGAUAAAUAUAAGUUGUUAGCUCUUAAUGCAAAGCAAGAUAAGAUAUUAGAUUGCGUGUGGUCAAACCUGCCCGGCGAGUUAAGACCGCAGGCGUCUCGGGUACGCACUACUACAAGAAAACGAAAACUUGACGACCCUACAGAAAUAGCAAAGCGAUUACAAACACUAGAGAAGAAGGAGUCAGAAGAUCAGACAGGCGAAGCUGUGGAAACGAACGAGGAAGACGAAGCUGUAAAGAAAGAAGAAGGAAAUGAAGAAGAAGAAAUAGAGGAUGAACAGGAACAAGAGUAUGAAAUGGAUGAUGGAACAGAUUAUGCUAAUAAUUACUUUGAUAAUGGUGAAGAUUAUGAUGAAGAAGAUGACAACCUUGAUGAUGGACCUGUUUAUUAAACUAAAAUUCAUGUUGAAUUAUACUAUACACAGUUUUAUGUUAGCAACACAGCAUUCUUGGCUGACAGAAUUAUAAAAUAAAUUACUGACUUAUUUAUAUUGUUUAAUAA
Molecule: messenger RNA, 1063 nt
Organism: Pectinophora gossypiella (pink bollworm)
Lineage: Eukaryota; Metazoa; Arthropoda; Insecta; Lepidoptera; Gelechiidae
Gene: Polr3G
Product: DNA-directed RNA polymerase III subunit RPC7-like
Exons: 1
Coding region: 294-953 (219 amino acids)
Biological process (GO): transcription by RNA polymerase III
Cellular component (GO): RNA polymerase III complex
Source: RefSeq, a predicted model, not a curated record